Pisolithus orientalis is the source of this 465-nucleotide messenger RNA. RefSeq lists its product as uncharacterized. The transcript has 4 exons. Gene Ontology annotation, molecular function: serine-type endopeptidase inhibitor activity. Lineage: Eukaryota; Fungi; Basidiomycota; Agaricomycetes; Boletales; Pisolithaceae. Bases 1 to 465 code for a protein of 154 amino acids. The record is from RefSeq and is a predicted model, not a curated record.
AUGGCUAACGAGCUCCUGCAUGGCCAGUACAUCAUCACCUCUGUGGCAGACCAAGAAAACCUCGGUGUUUCCAUUAUUGUACCACUCAUUUUCCCCCCGCCUCCCAUUCCAGUCAUAGUCCUCCCCGAAGGCGUUGUGCCUCCCAAGUUUACGAUCGAGCCGGUCAAUGGAGGGAACAACACAUAUGUUAUCCUUGUCGACAAAAGGAACACUCGCGGUCAAGACGAGCGUGUCUUUGCCUUUGAAAACGAACCUGCCGAGGAGUGGGUUAUCAUCUACAGAGAGCCUCAGAAUGCAUACACCAUCGAAAGGAGGGGUGGACCUCUUGGAUGGACUGCUCCGCCGCGCGAAGAGCCCCUUCCCGAGCGUCAGAUUCUCCUCAGCCCCCUGAUUGUUCGACCAUCCGAACCCCCUCAAUUCCUCCCUUCCCAGCUGUUCAGAUUGACACGUGUACUUCUAGAGUGA